UUUGGCAGCUUUCAGUUUUGAAAAAUUACAAAACUGCGCUCCGCAUUUGAAAGGCACCUUCUCUCAUUCACUCGUUGCAAUGGAACUGACAGAAGAACAGAGAAAACAAAUGGAAGCAAAUCGCUUAGCUGCAAUCGCAAAACGAAAAGCCUUCUUAGAAUCUCAGCAACCUCAACGAAACCCUUGGCACCUUUUCAAAUGCCAAAAAUUCUCUCAACCCUCUCAACCCAAACCCAACACUAAAUUCCUCGCAAGACUUGAAAUAUGUUCUCAUGAUUCUUUCUCAAUUACUCCUCUCCCUCUCCCCAAUUUCCCUUUUCCAACCCUAGAUACUUGCUUCCAAAUUAUCAACGACAUUAUCUCCCAAAUGAAUGUGGAUCCAUCGCAUUUUACUCAGACAAGCAUGGGCGGAAAAGCUUGUGUGUUUAAGUUGACGGACUAUAGAACCGUUUUGAAGCUGUUAAAGGCAGAGAUUGAGGUGGAGGAGAUUCCUUGGGUGACUUUCAAUGUCGUCGAUACGCUUUCGCAUUUGGAGGGGAGGUGGAAUCCGGUGAGGCCAGAGCAUUUGAGUGAUGAUGAGGUUGAUGGUUUGAUUGGGAAGUUGCCUAACAGAUUAAUUGAUGUGUUGUUGCCGUUUCAAAUGGAUGGUUUAAGGUUUGCACUUAGAAGAGGUGCUCGAUGUCUUAUUGCCGAUGAAAUGGGACUUGGAAAGACUCUUCAGGCUAUUGCUAUUGCAGGAUGUUUUGUUGACGAAGGAUCUAUACUUGUUGUUUGCCCUGCUGUUUUGCGGUAUUCGUGGGCUGAAGAACUGGAGCGGUGGCUUCCUUUCUGCUUGCCAGCUGAUAUCCAUCUUGUUUUUGGCCAUCAAGACAAUCCUGUAAAUCUAAAAAGAUGCCCCAGAGUUGUGGUUAUUUCUUAUACCAUGCUUCAUCGUCUAAGGAAGAGCAUGCUUGAGCUUAAGUGGGCUCUUUUGAUUGUUGAUGAAUCUCAUCAUGUACGCUGUACAAAGAAAACCGAAGAACCAGGAGAGAUAAGGGCUGUUCUUGAUGUGGCUUUGGAAGUCGAGCGUAUCAUUCUGCUAUCAGGGACACCUUCUUUGUCAAGACCGUAUGACAUAUUUCAUCAGAUAAAUAUGUUAUGGCCAGGUUUGCUGGGGAAGACUAAAUAUGAGUUUGCAAAAACUUAUUGUGAUCUCAAAUAUAUCAAGGGUUUCCAAGGAAAAUAUUUUGCGGAUUAUUCGAAGGGUGUCCGCUUGGAGGAAUUGAACGUGUUACUAAAGCAAACUGUUAUGAUAAGGCGGCUCAAGCAACAUGUGUUACAACAGUUACCUCCAAAACGCCGGCAAAUUAUAAGACUGUCAUUGAAAAGAUCAGAUAUAGUUGCUGCGAAAACUGCUGUUGGGGUAUUGAAGAUUGAUGUAUCUGAAAAUGGAAUUGAAGAUAUGCCGUUGGAUAAUUUGGAUGAACAUGAUGGAAAGCUUACUUAUCAGGAACUUGGAAUUGCAAAGCUAUCUGGGUUUUGUGAAUGGCUUUCCUUUCAUCCACUCAUUGCGGGAUUAGAGAAUGCUUCAAAGAUGAUAAUUUUUGCUCAUCAUCACAAAGUUCUUGACGGAGUACAGGAGUUUAUAUGUGAGAAAGGAGUAGGUUUUGUGCGAAUAGAUGGACAUACACUACCCCGAGAUAGACAAUCUGCAGUAAUCUCAUUUCGAUCAUCACCAGAGGUUAAAAUUGCGAUAAUAGGUAUUCUAGCAGCAGGUUUUGGACUUGAUUUCUCGACAGCACAGGAUGUUGUGUUUUUGGAGCUACCUCAGAGCCCAACGACGAUGCUUCAGGCCGAGGACAGAGCUCAUCGACGGGGUCAAACAAAUGCAGUUAACAUAUACAUAUUUUGUGCAAAGGAUACUUGGGAUGAAUCGCAUUGGAAAAGUUUGAAUAAAAGUUUGCAUCGUGUUUCAUGUACAACAGAUGGAAAAUAUGACUCGAUGAAAGAGAUAAAGGUUGAAGGUGUUUCUUAUAUAGACCCAACCUUGAAAAUUGACAGAUCUGAAGAACAAUCUGCAUGCAAAGAUGCAUCAGAUGAAACAGAAUUGGAUAAGCAACCCUCUGCAUUUAAAUCAAAUGAACCAGAAGCAAAUCAAGAUGAUGAAUCUGGUCUUGUAGAUAACACAAAUCAGGGUGCUAAUAUUACGGUUGAUAGUGUUUCCUGCCUAGAUUUAGGCAAGAUUUCAGUUUUGGAUGAAAAUCUUGAUGUAGAUGAUUUUAAUGGUGGGGAUAGAUGUUCUGAAGAGAGUUUCGAGGACAACGAUGAAGUAAUAGAGGAUAAGGAAUCAACUUCAACGACAGAUGCAGUAAAUGGCCAGCCCAUUCAUCCUGUUGAAACUGAAGGAGAUUGCCCUAAUCAAGUCAAUUCUCUUCGAUUUGAGGUGAGUCCAUACACUGGAAGGAUCCACCUUUAUACUUGCAAUCCGGGCACAGAUGUAAGACCACAGCCACUUUAUGAAAGUUUUCGACCAGAAGACCUUGAGUUGCUGAGUCCUUCUGAUGCUGAUGAGAAAUGGGAUAUAGAGUCUGCAUCUGUCAAGGAUAACCCUGCUUAUAGGAAUGCUCUUCUGGAUUUUGCAAAUGAAUGGAAGAAUUUAAGGUCAAUUGAACGCAGGAAGUUACUUGGAAAACCGUUACAACUUCCUUUGGCUGUUGAAUUAUGCUACUUGAGUGAAAGUAAUAACCACAACAGUAAGGGAUUAAUAAAUGGUGGAAGCAAACGGCGCAUGACUCCUUUAACGGAGAUUAGCUAUACUUUACCAUCAGAUGCUGUUUGGAAAAAGGUUUAUCUUCGAAGUGGCCUUGGUAAGAAGGAAAAAGAAUACACUCAAGGCUGGAGUCUGAAAGAUGAGCCACUUUGUAAGCUUUGUCAAAAGCAGUGCAUGGGUAAUAAUGCCAAGACACCUGAAUAUUUUGAAGAUCUUUUUUGUAACCUUGACUGCUAUCAAGAGUAUCGUAUGAGAACUAGCAGCCGAUUCCUUCGUCAGGAACUUUUCCAAAUUGAGCAAGGUGUGUGCACAAAUUGCCAAUUAGACUGUCAUAAGCUUGUUGUGCAUAUAAGACCUUUGUCCUUGGAAAGACGACAGGGGUACAUUGAAAAAGUAGCACCAAAAAUUGCAAAGCGGAAGAAGAUGCUUGAGAAGCUUGUCAACGACCCAAGUGAAGGCAAUGCAUGGCAUGCUGAUCACAUUGUUCCAGUAUAUAAAGGCGGAGGUGAAUGUAAUCUUGAAAAUAUGAGGACUCUUUGUGUGGCCUGCCAUCAUGACGUUACUGCUGUACAAUGUGUUGAACGACGCAUUAUAAGAGCAAAUGCCCGGAAACAACUAAAAGUUUUGAUGAAUGCCAUGAAAAAUAGUAUUGAGGAUCAUCGGCUUCAAGGCGAACAAGAAAGUCUACUUGACGAUGAGGUUUUAGUCAAGGUUCCUGGAAGUUCCUAUUCUCUUGCGAACAUCCAAGAAAGUGGAGAUGCAGCCUGUUAAGGAUCACAAACAACUACAUAAAUGGUCGCAAUUCAACCGAGUUUGUUGUAAAUUAAAAAUUAUGGGGAACUGCACAUGGUGCAGUUGCAACUACCAGAGAUGAUCGUAAUCUGCUUGGAAGUGGUUAUCAUGGUAUGGUGUACUUCGCAUCAACCUUGUUUAUCCUUAUUUUAUUGCGGUCGAACAUUCUAUUUUAACUGCACAGCCUAUGAAAAAAAUUCCUUGAGGAAAUUCUUUUGAAGAAUAGCAUCUUGUCCAGUUUGAAAGCGAGCAAUAGUUAACAUGUGAACAGGAAGCACUCAAGCCUGAGAUUAAGAUAACCACGGAAGUGUAGUGGCAGAGUUUGGGUUCAUCCUUAUGUAAACAUAUCAUUGAUUUCAACCAUUUUUUUGUGUAUAGUGUAUUAGGGAAACGUUGAUCUGAAAUUACAUGGCCAGAUUGUUGUGCCAUGGUUCAUGUUCUGAUGAAUUAUAUAAUAGUUUCCAAAUGGAAAUAUAAUAUUGAAAUUGUACAUUUAUGUAAUACUAUCGAACAUGUAAAAGAAUAUCCAUUUUUUUCAAAACAAACAGAUAUUGGAUGGAAUAAAGUGACAAGGACUUGUCUUCUGUCACAUGGGGACAUAGUAGGCUUUAACUAAAAAUAUGGUCUUCAUUAAAUUAAAAAAAAUGUUUGAUAGCUGUAAUUGUAGAUAUGCUUUACAUAAAUUUCGACAAUUAUAAAAAUCCAACCUGCUUUACAUUAUGAUAUAGCUGCCUCCACUAAGGCAUUACUUUUCACCCCUUUGCUUCUAAACAAAACAGCCUUUCAUGUUUCAGAAAUAUAGUUUUAGAGAGUAUAAAUUAUCCAAAAGCGUUUUCUCGACAAUACAAAAUCAGUGUUUUUCUAGAUAGAUACUACAUCUGAACUCAUGUUUAGGGGUGAAAAGAGUUUUCGUUCUACAAUAAUGCUUGUGCACUAAUCCUUGACCAUCAUUAAAACACGAACCUCAUUGGCAAUUGCUGCUGAUACAUGCUUGUGAAAUUUUCGUUGGCUAUGGAGAACCCAAGCAUCCAACUACUUAUCAUGCGCAAGACCUAUGAUGGACUAUACAUCUUCAAAGUUGAUGUGAUCAUGAAUUCAUUUAUAAAAAAUAAACACCCAAAUUAGUAUUUAUGCACAUGAAGUUUAUUGUACCGAUUUAAUUUUUGUUUAAUUGCUUUGGUAUUA
Molecule: messenger RNA, 4726 nt
Organism: Cicer arietinum (chickpea)
Lineage: Eukaryota; Viridiplantae; Streptophyta; Magnoliopsida; Fabales; Fabaceae
Biological process (GO): replication fork processing; DNA repair
Cellular component (GO): nuclear replication fork
Molecular function (GO): nucleic acid binding; DNA endonuclease activity; ATP binding
Source: RefSeq, a predicted model, not a curated record